Messenger RNA from Phlebotomus papatasi, 6436 nucleotides. RefSeq lists its product as uncharacterized. Gene Ontology annotation, biological process: DNA integration. The transcript has 2 exons. Lineage: Eukaryota; Metazoa; Arthropoda; Insecta; Diptera; Psychodidae. The coding region runs from base 713 to 6103 and encodes 1796 amino acids. The record is from RefSeq and is a predicted model, not a curated record. Gene Ontology annotation, molecular function: nucleic acid binding.
UUUAUAGUGAAAAAUCAAAGUAGUAAGAAUUGUAAAAAAAAAUAGUUUAAACUUAGUGAAAUUGUCAGUGAGGUGGUAGACGUGAAAAACUAUUGUUAAUAAAAUAUUGGUGGCGGAAAUUGUGAUUUUUCUUCAUCGAAAUUUGCCCCACCACGUGCAACCUCGUGGUAGCUGUGUGCAGCAAAUUUUUCCUGGUGAAAAUCCAGAGCUGACUUGCGACACUGGAAAAAUUUUGUCCGUUCGACCACGGAUAUUUAGUGGACGGGCAGAUUGCCCUAAUUUUUAUAUUUUUUCUACUAUUUCAAGGUGCGUACAGGGAAUCACAAUCAAUCCAUUUGAGCUUGAGGGUGGGCGCUGAUUUUCGCUAUCAUUUUUUUCUAUUUAAAAGGUUCGUUGGAAAAGGCACAGCUUGUGCAAGUGAUCUGGAACGUGGGGAUUUUAAUAUCUUUGUAUUUUCUUCUCAUUGAAAGGUGCGUACAGGGAAUCACAAUCAAUCCAUUUGAGCUUGAGGGUGGGCGCUGAUUUUCGCUAUCAUUUUUUUCUAUUUAAAAGGUUCGUUGGAAAAGGCACAGCUUGUGCAAGUGAUCUGGAACGUGGGGAUUUUAAUAUCUUUGUAUUUUCUUCUCAUUGAAAGGUUUGUGUGAUUGCACAUAAUUUGGUCCUUCGUGGACAGGGCCCAGCGCACUCAAUUGCAGUUCACCCCAGAUUCAAGAUGGCAUCUAUCGAAGCCAAGCUAGUUCGAUGCAACCUCCUGUCAGCUAUCGGCCGCAUCGAAGAUUACAUUGACAGGCUCAGCAAUGAAGAGAGGGAAUUCAUUGGGUUCAAGGGCAACCUGGAGACGCAGAUCAAGAUGGUGCGUUCAAUUAGGGAGAGAUUCGAAUCAGUGCAUGCGACUGUCACGGAUCAAUUGGAAGGGGAUGCAUUGGUGCUGGAAGAGAGGAAGUAUGCUCAGUCAUUCUACGCGAGAUGUGAUAAGCUGAUUGCGGCAAUCGAGAAGAUCAUCCUAGAGCUUCCUAGCACUUCGAAAGAUGAGGAGGAAUCCAAAUCUGCUUCGGCUACCUCAUCCGACCUCAUGCGCUUCAUUACAUCCUUCUUGGCACAAUCGGAACAGCGUCACCAACAGCAAAUGGACUUGCUCCUCAGCACUUUAUCAACAAACGCAGCAAGUACCAAUCCAAAUAGAUUUGCCCCUCCUGUCAAUAAACUCCCUCAAAAAGACCUCCCGCAUUUUGAUGGAAAAUUUAGCUCAUGGAUUUCAUUUAAAGACCGCUUCACGGCCUCAGUUAUUAAUUUCCCUGGUAUCAGUAAUGUUCAACGCUUGGAUUAUCUGAAAUCCGCUGUUUCUGGAGAUGCAUACUCCGCGAUUAAAAAUAUUUCCAUCACGGAAGACAAUUUUAAAGUUGCAUGGGAUAUCCUGAUUAAUAAAUUCGAACGCAAAAAUGAUAUUAUCAGUGACAAUAUCAAAGCCUUUUUUGCCAUGCCGCGCAUCACUGCCAAUAAUCCCAAUGCUAUUCACGAAAUCACAAACAUCUUUAAUGAGUCCACCAUGGCUUUGGACGCCAUGAAAGUCACUCAACGGGAUCCCUGGCUUAUCCAAUAUGCUCUUGACCGUUUGGAUUCGGAGUCGCGCAUUUUGUGGGGUCGUAAAAUAGGCAAUGAAGUGCCCAAUUUGAAGAUGUUUGGUGAAUUCCUCAAUCAAAGAUGCAUAGAUCAGCGGAACGCUACUCCAAUACCCACUAAGCCCAGUCAAAGUACCACACCUAACUCACGUCAAUCUCACAAUAAAUCUAUGCCAUCGCGCAAAUCCGCCAAUGCUCUCGCCACCUCAGCCACUUCCUCCAAUUGCCGUCUCUGCCAAGAAUCGUCACAUGCCUUAUACAAAUGUGCAAAGUUCUUGAGCCUACCCGUGGAGGAGAAAUUUCAAACCGUUAAAAGACUCAGUCUGUGUAGGAAUUGUUUUGCCACCCAUUUGACACACACCUGCACUUAUCAUAAAUGUUCAAAAUGUCAUAUGAGGCACAACAUUUUACUGCACGACCAUUUUGCCUCUGCUGCGGAUGAUCACCCUAGGCCUCAAGCGCCUAAUAAUGGGAUGUCUGUUAAAAAGUCAUCCGAUUCUCUGUCGGAUGGCGGUGGUUCGCCUUCGGUUCUUGCCUUGAGUUAUUCACAUAAGAAUCAACCUGCCGAUUCUCCUCCGAAAGUCUUCUUAGCGACUGCCCUUGUGAAUGCUCUUACAUCAGAUGGAGAACCUAUCCCAUGUCGUCUUGUCCUAGAUGGCGCCGCUCAAAUAAAUAUCAUGACUUUCGAUUUGUAUUCUCGUCUCAAUCUUCCAAAAUUCUCUACGAGCUGCAACGUUUCGGGAAUCAACGAAAGUCGUUCCAAGGCAAAGUUUUAUGUUCAGAUGACUAUCCUUUCACGGACAUCUGACACUGCGUUCUCAUUCAAGUGCUUCGUGCUGCCCAAAAUUACAGGAGAUAUUCCAAAUUGGAAAGUUGACACAAAGGCUAUUCGACUGCCCCAUCAUAUUCAGUUGGCUGAUCCCGCAUGGUCAAAGCAGCAUCCGGUCGAUUUAUUGUUGUGCGGCAAUCCCUAUUGGGCCAGCUGGCUCACUGAUACCAUUCCUCUGGGACGCGGUCUCCCUCUUCUCAAAGAGACAGUGUUCGGAUAUGUUGUCGUUGGAGAACAUGAACCAGUACCUCCUCCUGAUGACCUAGAUUCUGUAUGCUUGUCCACUACUGCUCUCAAUGAGACUCUACGACGCUUCUGGGAGAUCGAAAAUUUGCCUACUGACGAAGACGUUACUGACGAUCAACGCGCUGCUGAGCAUCACUUUGUGACCACCCAUUCUCGCAAUUCAGAGGGUCGCUUUGUAGUCCAACUACCAUUCCGAGAAAAUCCUAAUGUCUUAGGAGAUUCACGAUCUCUUGCUAUUCGUCAACUUCUAGCACUGGAACGGAGAUUUCAAAAGAAGCCUGAGCUUCGAACACUUUACAAUGAGGUCAUGAAUGAACAGCUCAAGCAAGGUUGGGUUGAGCCUGUUCCUGCGGGGUCUUAUUCCUCACCUACUUACUACAUGCCUCACCACGGAGUGCUAAAAGAUUCCACAACCACCAAGCUUCGCAUUGUCUUCAAUGCAAGUGCAAAAACCUCUAAUGGUCUCUGUCUCAAUCAUUUGCUGCGAGUGGGCCCGACGGUCCAACCUACUUUAGCAGAGACCCUCUUGCGCUUCCGGCGUUGCCAAUUUGCACUUACAGCAGACAUCAGCAAAAUGUAUCUGCAGGUGGUUUUAGAUCCGUCACACUCAGAUUUUCAGAGGUUUGUGUGGCGCCCUGAUAAAUCUCAACCUAUACAAGACUACAGAGUCACACGCGUCUGCUUCGGUGUCGCCUCUAGCCCUUUUCUGGCCACCAGAGCCCUAUUACAGUUGGCCCAAGAACACCAACAGUCGCAUCCGCUUGCAUCCAUGGCUCUCCGGCGUUCAUUUUAUGUUGACGACUGUCUUGUAUCUACCGAUUCCCUCGAUGAAGCCAUACUCAUUAAAUCCCAGCUCAUUGAUGUGCUCCAGAGUGCAGGAUUCCAACUAGCUAAAUGGACAAGCAAUCAGUCUCAGUUGAUGCCCUCCUGCGUUGCUAAUUCCAGAGGUGAUGUCAACAUUGGGGAGUCCUUGUCAAGUGCUCUCGGCCUUAAAUGGGAUCCACACACGGAUUGUUUCAAGUUCUACUCCCCAAUAUCUCCAUCAGAGGAAUGCAAAACCAAAAGACAGAUGACUGCUGCAAUAGCACGCUUAUUUGAUCCAAUCGGUCUCGUUGGCCCAAUCAUCGUUGUAGCCAAAAUCCUUUUACAGGAUGUUCACCGCCAAACCAAGGGAUGGGACGAUGAAUUCCCAACAGAGAUAUCAAAGUCUUGGCAAGACUAUGUGAUCAAUUUGCAGCAUAUUGAUGAAGUCUCUGUCCCCAGAUGGAUAUCCUCUAUCGCUAAUCCUAUCAGAGUGGAGCUACACAUUUUCUGUGAUGCAAGCCUCAAAGCAUAUGGAGCAGCAGCAUAUAUUGUUACACAGGACUCCGCGGACAAUCGAUGCUCCCAGUUAUUGACAUCCAAGUCCCGAGUUGCGCCUCUUAAACCGCAAUUGACGAUCCCUCGUCUCGAGCUCUGUGGAGCUCAUCUGGCUGGAGAAUUAGCUCGCAAAAUCGAAACUAUUUACAAUCCUGCUGAAACUCAUUUCUGGUGUGAUUCUAUGGUCGUGCUGCACUGGUUACACAGUACUACGGAUAAUUUCAAAAUAUUCAUCGCGAAGCGUGUCAAGGAGACCUUAGCAGUGUCGAAAACGUCUCAAUGGCGCCAUGUUUCCACCAAGAUGAACCCAGCAGAUCUUAUCUCGCGUGGGGCUUCUCCCAGACAACUUUCCGAUUCGUCGUUGUGGUGGAAUGGACCGUCAUGGUUACUAGAAUCUCAGGAGUCGUGGCCUCCAGAGUUCAAUAAGGAUUCAUUUCCUCACACAGACCCUACAGUACUAGUUGAGACGUCAUCGGGCGAGGAACGGUCAAUUUUAUCCAAGUUGUUGGGUCAUGCUUCCUCUUUGGACAAGUUGCAGCGUCUUACUGUGCACUGGCUUCGGUUUAUCAAGCAAUCAAUACCGGAGGGAAGUCGUCAUUCGGGACCAAUCUCUGCUGAAGAAUUGGAGAAAGGACUCAAAGUCCUAAUUCGUAUGGACCAGACUGAAAAUUUUCCGGGCCUAAUGAGACAUCUUACUGCCCAGAAAACUGUCAUGAAUUCCAAAUGGAAACAGCUUGGGUCCCUCACUCCGUUUGUUGAUCCCGAUGGUAUCAUCCGUGUUGGUGGGAGACUGGAGCAGUCUGAUGAAACCUUUUCAACCAAGCAUCCGAUUAUCCUUCCUAAGUCUCGCUUAACCGACCUCAUCAUUGAAAAAGAGCACUUGCGGCAACUUCAUGCGGGGCCGUCGCUCCUCUUGGCUACAGUACGUCAGAGGUUUUGGCCUAUCGGAGGUCGUAAUUCUACCAGAAAGAUAAUCCGUCGCUGUGUAAGAUGUCGCCGAGCAAAUCCGAAGCCACUCACUCAAUUGAUGGGUCAACUGCCUCAUCAUCGGGUUAAAUAUUUUCGUCCGUUUCAAUCUACUGGAGUAGAUUUUGCUGGACCCAUCCAGUAUCGUCCAUCGGUGCCUCGGGGAGUGGCCCAAAGAAAUGUCGGACUUUGCAAAGGAUACAUUGCCGUCUUCGUGUGCAUGGCCAGCAAAGCCGUGCAUCUUGAAUUCGUAACGAGUUUAUCGACUGAGGCUUUUCUGGCAUCUUUUCGCCGCUUCGCAGCGAGACGGAAUACACCACGCAACAUGUUUUCCGACCAUGGGAAAAACUUUGAAGGUGCAGCACGUGAGAUAGCUCGUUUGUACCAGCAAGAGCAAUUUCAACGAGAGAUUCAGUCACAAACUUCUGGCGAUGGUGUGAUUUGGCAAUUUAAUCCACCAAGGGCUCCCCAUCAUGGUGGCUUGUGGGAAGCAUGUGUGAAAAGCGUCAAGCAUCAUCUCACUAGAAUCUCUCAACAUGCGACUCUUUCUUAUGAGGAAAUCUCUACAGUUUUAUGCCAGAUAGAAGCAAUUCUAAACAGCCGCCCAAUUUGUCGUAUCUCUAAUGACCCUAAUGAACUAUCAUUUCUGACCCCAGGGCAUUUUCUCACUGGCGCACCAGGAAAUGCUCCGCCAGACCCUGAUGUUAUCCAUGUUCCUGUGAACAGAUUGUCUUGUUGGCAGUUGUGUCAGCAUCGAGCUCAAACGUUUGGCCAAAAGUUUAGAGUCUUCUAUUUGAACACUCUCCAACAACGAAACAAAUGGAGGUGCGAUCAGCCAAACAUUGCCCCACAGGAUGUUGUGCUUAUGCUGGAUGAAACACAGACUGGUAGCAAAUGGAUAUUGGGUCAAGUGGAAACGGUCACAUCUGGAAAGGAUGGGCGUGUACGCGUCGUUUCAGUGAGAACUCCACAAGGACUUUAUGUGCGCCCGAUCACAAAAAUUGCACGGCUUCUUGAUGAGGAUCCAGAUGUGUGCUCCAACCAAUCGACAGAUCAGUCGGAGCACCCGGGGGAGAAUGUUUAAACCUUUAAGUUUUGGCGGGAGUUGCAAAUGAGUUGCGUGCGACGCGCGCCAAAUAGCUUGCCAGCGAAUUAUCUGACCACUCCAGAAGAGCAAGUUUUCUAUCACUCCCAAAAAGAUCCCGUUUUCCAAUUCCCACUUCCUCAUCACUUUUCCCAUCUAACUUCUUUUUUCAUCAUUUAGUCUUGAAGUAUUAAGUGGCCAGAGAGCAAAGAAAUUUAUAGUGAAAAAUCAAAGUAGUAAGAAUUGUAAAAAAAAAUAGUUUAAACUUAGUGAAAUUGUCAGUGAGGUGGUAGACGUGAAAAACUAUUGUUAAUAAAAUAUUGGUGGCGGAAA